GAAACCUAUGAUUUCCGCAGUUAAAAUAGAAUAUAUGAGGAGAUAAUGGAUACUGCUGAAAAUGCGGAUUUAAAUUUGGUGGAAAAUAGGGAUUUUUUGAGUUCAGAAAAUUUGACAGUUAAUUCUCAGAAUGAUGAUGAAAAAUCAUAUGAAAAUGAAGGGAAAGAUAUUUAUUUUGAUAAGAAAUGUAAGGAGGAUAAUGGGAAUGUUCCUUUUUUUGCGAAAAAACCAAGAAGAUCGAAUAAUCCUCUUCAUAUUUUGAUUCAAGAAUGUUCUCGACAAUAUAUUUUGAAUUUUUUGAGUAAAAAGUCAGAAUCUUGUCAGAGACAGCUUAUUUCAGAUUUUGAUAAGCUUAAAGAUGAUUUGAAAUUAUUUUGUAAUCAUGACGUUCUUGAAAGUGCAAAGGAAUCUAUAAUUUCUCAGAAUGAAAAAUUCCAAUAUGAAGAUAUUAAUUUGGAUUCUGAGAUAAUAAAUCUUCGGUUUGGUGAAAAGGAUGCUGUUAUAAAAUCUUUUUCGGAUGCUAUUGAUGAAUUAUAUUAUGAAAAUAGCAAAAAAACUACAGAUGUUACACAGGAAUUGGAAUUAGAUAGUGAUCUAGAUAAGUCUUUAAAAAUUUGGUAUGAACUUACAGCAUCAAAUCAUUUAAAAGAUGAAACAAAAUGUUUUUUGAAAAAUGUUCCUCGUGAACCCAAAAAUAUGGAGCAAAAGCGAAAUAUCUCUCGCAAUCGUCAACGUUUUCGUUAUCGUGAUAAGAAAUAUGCAAAAAAUGCAGAAAAUUCUCAUUCUGUUCAUUAUGGUGAUUCUCGCCGGGGACGAGGACGAAAAGAAAUGAGGGAAAAGUUCAGAGGUUUACAGAAAAAUCAUAAUAAUUCUAGUAAGGGUUCUUUGUCUAUUCAAAAGAAUUCCAAUGAAAAUUCUCUUAAUAAUUCUGCUAAUUUUGUUCCUGGAUAUGUUCAUCCUAACUUUCAGCAUCCUGGUCUCCCAUAUAAUAAUUAUGCACAACAGAAUUAUAUAGAUUAUAAUCAUAUUCAAAUGUCAGCAAAUCAUACCUCAUAUCCGGUACAAUAUAAUAAUGCAUAUUACAAUUAUAUAAGCCCUCAGAAUGUUCAGUAUGGGGCAUCAUUAAUGAAUAAUCAAUACCAGAAAGUGAAAAAUUAUUCAGAAAUUAAUCAAUCUAAUCUUCCUGUAUCUCAGAAUUCUCAAGAAAAUAUUUCAUUUACUUCAGAUCAACAAGGAAGACAUCAGCAUUUGCCUCUUCCUUCAGAUUUUAUGCUUGGACCGACAGAUGGUGCAAGAAUUGUAAUGCCAGAACCUCAUUAUGUAUUGGGUGUUAUUAAAGGCAUGGUUAUUAGAGAUGGACAAGGAAAUUUUGGGAUAAGUAAAUAUUCAUUUAUUCCAAUUUAAAGACUACAAAUUUCAGAAAAGUAUGAAA
Molecule: messenger RNA, 1432 nt
Organism: Pneumocystis carinii B80
Lineage: Eukaryota; Fungi; Ascomycota; Pneumocystomycetes; Pneumocystales; Pneumocystaceae
Exons: 7
Coding region: 46-1404 (452 amino acids)
Source: RefSeq, a predicted model, not a curated record